AUGUUCGCUGCAUUUGGAAAUAUCGGCGUUCUGCCCCCUCCAACAGACACAUCACCACGAGUUAUUCCCUCUCCGACACCUGUCAAUUUCCCUCGAUGCUCGCCACAAUCAGACGAGAAAGUCUCUCGAGAACUGCAAGAUAUCUCGCUAGUCAGCUUCCUCCAGACUAUUCACAGGGCGACCGACAUCAAGCUCUCGCACCUGGAGGCUGUCGGGGUGCACGUGGUCUCGGAUGUAUCUCCACAAGACCUCCUCCCGGACGCCAGCUACCUGCCUCCACUUGAGAAGUGGAAUGAGAUAGCAGUAGAAGAUCUCCUGGAGUCCAAUGAAGCUACACGGCAACCUCUGAGCAAUGGUCACCUCUCACCUGGCGUCCAAACCUAUCGAGAACGCCAAAAGGAGUUGCUCACAGAUAACACCGCAGCCUUCAGGACAAUCAGACGCAUACCAGCCCCAACUGGAGAGACAGCUGCCCGUCUAGGAAACGCUUACGAAUUCUUCAAGAAUUUAGAAUUCUUCUCGGGUUACUGGCCCGACACCUCGCGUUCACAACAGCCAGAACAGUCCGAGACUGAUUUUCCGGAAGAGGUCGUCGAGAGAGAGACACAUGAUGUACCAGAUCACAUGAAAACUCACGUUCCGUCCGGAAACGGUGCCCAACUCCCCCCAGACUACCGCCAGAAUCUUCUCACAGCGUUUGUCAAGCUUGUUGCCUAUGAUUUUGGUUGCAACGUUUCUUAUCCUCGAACAGAGCCACGCUUACACCUUACCCCUUCGCCCGCGCCGCCGGCGAAGUCGACACCUCCCCCUUUCUACUUCAAUUCAUCAGUGACAUUUGUCUACCGCAUGCCAGUUGAGCGGUCAGCGGCCCGAGCUGGCAUAGUCGAAGGGCCAGUCGCGACCCUCUCCGCCCGAGCGAGCACAGUCUUCAGCAAUCCCUCUGACGAAAUUCUCGACCUAGCCCGUGAGGUGGUUGGCGUGCUUCUCACAGCGCAACACCGCUCCCGGGAAGGCAAAACCGAGAAGCGCUUUGGCGAUGCGAAAUGGUGGACUACCACGCCGCGAUGGGGAGGCGGGUCUGGUGGGCCAAUCGGACGGGAAGGGGACAAAGCUGAGGAGGCGGCUAUUGCGCUGGCUUCUGGCGUUCCUGAGAAACUUCCUAGCACUGGUGAGGACAUCCCUGGCGUCAAGAUCGCAAAUGAGGUUAAGAAGCAGAUUGGAGGCUUGAAUGGUCCAAGUCCGCCCAAGCGCAGUAAGAAAGCAGGGAAGGAGAGUGCAAUGAUGGCCGUCUACGAGAACUAUCGCAAGUUGAAUCCACCAUCGGCAACAUGGGAUCGUAGGGCUCGAUACUCAGCUAUCGGAAAGGUGGCAGGCAAAGGCUACGACGACAUUUUUCUGAUGAGCGCACUCAAUCACCAUGUCUCAAUUGUGCGAGCGAGAGUUAGCGAAAAGCUGCUUAGCGUGCUUGAGGGCGGUACAGAAAACGAGUGGGACAGGCUGGAGAUCAGGAGGACGAAGUGGUAUGACAUGUAUCUGAAAGGUGAUAGGGUUGAGGCGAUGGGUUGUGUAUGGGGCGUUAUGGCUUGGUUGAUGCGGAAGGUUGAGAAUUCUGGUGCUGCGAAAACUACUGGUGCAGAUGUAUCUGAGGUGGAGAAGAUGGAUUUAAGCUAG
Molecule: messenger RNA, 1671 nt
Organism: Cadophora gregata
Lineage: Eukaryota; Fungi; Ascomycota; Leotiomycetes; Helotiales; Ploettnerulaceae
Exons: 2
Coding region: 1-1671 (556 amino acids)
Source: RefSeq, a predicted model, not a curated record